This is a messenger RNA of Varroa destructor (honeybee mite), 922 nucleotides long. RefSeq names its product histone H2B-like. The record is from RefSeq and is a predicted model, not a curated record. Gene Ontology annotation, molecular function: structural constituent of chromatin; protein heterodimerization activity; DNA binding. NCBI's taxonomy places the organism in Eukaryota, Metazoa, Arthropoda, Arachnida, Mesostigmata, Varroidae. Gene Ontology annotation, cellular component: nucleosome.
CUGUCAGAAUCUGCCACGCUCUACCAAAUAAAAGACGCUGGCAAGAGAUAUACUCGACUGCAAAGCUCAUAGGUUGAUGUGUUGCUUGUGGUUUGUUAGUUCGUAACAAGUUCUUAGCGAAAAAAACGUCGCAAUGCCGCCGUCUGGAAAGACAGUUAGGAAAGUCGAGAAAGUAUUGAAAAACGGUAGGGCAUUAGAUAACAAAAGGAAACGACGUAGAAGAAAGGAGUCGUUUGCUAUCUACAUCUACAAGGUCCUGAAACAGGUGCAUCCUGACACGGGUAUCUCUUCAAAAGCGAUGUCUAUUAUGAACGCGUUUGUCAAUGACGUAUUCGAACGCAUCGCCGGAGAAGCUUCUCGAUUAUCGCACUACAAUAAACGCUCCACGAUUACAUCCCGUGAAGUCCAGACUGCGAUACGCCUUCUGCUGCCGGGAGAACUGUCAAAGCACGCAGUAUCCGAAGGGACGAAAGCUGUGACAAAGUACACAUCAACGAAAUAGAAAAAACGGCGAAUGGAAGCUAACUGAGAAUUUAGCGUAUAGCAGCACCAGCAGCAUUAGAACCAAAAAUUAAAGUUGUUUCUUGAUCAGGAGAUUUUGUUGUCACCGGAAACGGAAUGACGAUUGUUUAUGUAUUUCGCGGGUUGCGAAACAACAGGAUCAUAGUUAGCUUUUCAGAGACGUUCAUCAAACGCUCCAGUAAAAGCCCGGAUACUUGUCGCAGAGGUUUGCUUGAACAGAAUAAGGACCGUACACUUAGUUUUUCAAUAAAUAUUUUUUAAAAUAGGCAACUACUUGCCUCAUCUACACGUGUGACCUUACUUACAAUUAAAGUAGAUUUGCAUAACAAUUAGACGAAGGACAUACGAUGUUGGUACACUGUGAAUAAAAAGAAGUGAUAAAGUAAUAGUGAUAACUUUG